GCCAUCUGGAUAUUACUUGAACCGGUAAACACAAAUUGGCGCCAGUGCAUCUCAACAUCUUGCAACUCACGUUUGCUCUUGAGCCAUGAAUUGCGUUUCACCAAAAUCAUCCGAUCGCAAAAAGCCAAUCAAUCAUCGCAGCGAUGUGAACAACGAUGAUUGCCACUGGAAAAUUUGGCCCAUCGUUCGAAAUAACUACCAAAGAAUCGCAUACGAAGCAUACAAAUCGAAUGACAACGAUAAAGCAAUUUUGUAUGAUUCGAUGGCGCUCAGCUGUGGGUUUGUUGGUGGUAUAUUGAACGUUGAUCGCUUAGGCCAGAACAUCGACCAUCAAACAGUUUUCAAAACAGUCGACUGGCAACAAAAUACCAAUACCAAUCAAUUGAUCAACUUUUUGUCAGCGGCAAUGGGCAAUGUUUCGAUCAAAGAGUCGGUCAGCGUAACGUCGAAUAUUGAUAGCGAUAGUGACCAACGACGAUUCAAUGAAUUGUGCGCAAAAUGUGCUGAACUGCCGCAAGAAUGGAAUGUGGUUCAACUCAGCCAAAUGUACAACGGUUACAACAGUUAUUCCACGAUAAAAGACUCGUACACAAGCGAUGCACCCAUCAAAAUCACACUGUUUCGAGAUAGUUUAUCUGAAUCGCGGAACAAUCGGCCGACAUUUAUCGUUUUAGAUCUCUGUGAAACAGGCGAAAAAAGCAUAUUUUCAACGGCAUAUGAGAUACAUCAUGUGCUCUACAAAAAUUACACCCAGAACAUGGAAGCAACUUAUAAGACAUUCAUACAACAAUUGACACAAUUGCAAACCAAAUUGGUGGACGAUAUGUCAUCGUGGUUGGGACCGUGGAUAUCGUUACUGUGUGGAAAAAUUAAGGGUCGCAAUGGUAAAGCCUUCGAACAGUCGAUUUUCAAACAGGUGGACCAAUUUUGUAACGAACACAAUGACAUCACCGAGAACCAGCGCGUUCUGCUCCAUUUAAUGUGUCGUCGCAUUGAUUUGUUUGACAUAAAACAAAUGAAACAAGGAUGUUCGGACAUAGCAAACACGAAUGAACAGUAUAAUCAUAUGGUGACAUUUUUAAAGAAGCUCAAGGAAAAGGCUGUGAUAAAAAGCGAAUCACACGAAUAUUAUCCGUGCAUUUUGGUCGUUGAUGAGAAGUUGGACCAAAUGCCUUGGGAAAUGGUGCUUACAUCGCAACAAUAUACACGUGUACAUUCCAUUCACUUGCUGUUCGAUUUGUAUGAGAGAUUCAAAGACCAAAUCGACGACGGAUACUUGAAAAUAAAAGUGAAAAAUGGUUUUGCACUCGUCAAUCCCGACAACGAUUUAAAACUUGCUGAUAUGCGCAACAGAUUGAGCCAAUACUACGACACAUAUUUUCCAAAAUGGAAUUUGAUUGAUGGAGUUGUGCCGACAUUGAAACAAAUAUCUGAUGGGCUUGGGAAAACCGAUUUGUUUGUCUACAGCGGACAUGGCAGUAGUCUUCAGUUCUUCUCGUCCAUGGAAUUCGAACAAAUCAAGCACAACUGCGUAAUGAUGCUGUUCGGCUGUGAAUCGAUUGCAAUGAAACCACAUGGAAUUAUUUGUGAAGCGAGCUGUUCAGCGUAUACAUACUUCCACAGUGGUUGUCCAGCCGUUCUCGGUGGAAUCACCAUUGUGACCGAUAUUUGGAUUGAUCUCAUCACAAUUCUCCUACUCACACAAUGGACCCCAUCGAAGCAUGGCAAGCAUCCCACGAUCCAAACAUGCAAAGACGAAUCCACAAAGAAGCGUGUCAACCAAAUUUUGAAGAAAUACGAUGGCAAACGAAACCCAAAUCUACUUGAAUUGCUGUGCAAUAUUCGUAAUGAACGGGAAAUUAACAUAAGAAUGAGAUCGGCCAUCGUCUUAAGAGGUCUUCCGCCGUUCAACACUGUAUGCGACAAAUGAUUAAUCGAAAGAAAUGGAAUGGUUUGAACGGGAGAGAGAAAAUUAAUCGAAAGUUGUAUAAAAAUGAAGAAGCUAAAAAAAUGAAGAUUCAGCGGGAAAGAAAUACACGCAUCAAUUCCAAUGUACAAAUAAAUUUGAUUGUUGUUUUUUAUUGAUUCCUUUAAACAAAUAUAUUAUUAAUUUACUAUCAAUUGUUA
Messenger RNA from Sitodiplosis mosellana (orange wheat blossom midge), 2127 nucleotides. RefSeq lists its product as uncharacterized. The transcript has 3 exons. The coding region runs from base 86 to 1930 and encodes 614 amino acids. Lineage: Eukaryota; Metazoa; Arthropoda; Insecta; Diptera; Cecidomyiidae. Gene Ontology annotation, molecular function: cysteine-type endopeptidase activity. The record is from RefSeq and is a predicted model, not a curated record. Gene Ontology annotation, biological process: proteolysis; meiotic chromosome separation. Gene Ontology annotation, cellular component: centrosome; nucleus; cytoplasm.